GUAUAUACACACAUCGUUACUAUGUAGUGACAAACACUUGCAAUAAGCAAUAUAAAAUAAUGAUUUUUCACUUGCAUAUAGGACAGUACUCACGAGGGCGAGUUUGAAUGUUAUUAGGGGACUGGAAACAUCAAACAUGAUAGACUCCUGCGGAAUGAAAACUGUGAAAUAUGCUUUCUUUAUUUUUAAUUUGAUAUUUGCGCUAACUGGGAUAGCGAUAAUAGCAGCUGGAGUUGUAGUCAUAGUGGGCACAAAUGACUACAAUCAUUUUCUCGAUCCAGCAGUUCUUGCCUUAUGCAUAAUAAUGAUUGUGGUAGGUUCAAUAGUAUUUCUAAUAGCUUCAAUGGGAUGUUUCGGUGCUAUUCGAGAAUCCUACUGUCUUCUUAUUACGUUUUCGGUUUGCCUCAUUAUCAUAAUCAUGAUAGAGCUCGCUGUUGGAGUGACCUCAGCUGUUUACCAAGACGACUUCGUGCAAGGGCUCAAUGAAACCAUAGUAAAUUACGGAAAGAAUGAAAAUGACAGGGAAAACUGGGAUACCAUUCAAAAAGAGCUGAAAUGCUGUGGCAUUGAUGGACCGAUCAGCUGGCAGGGGCAAAACGUUCCGAAAAGUUGUUGUUACGACAGCGACAGCGAGAAGUCCCAAGCUCCAUCCAAGUAUUGCUCAGAUCAGGCCUUCGGCAAAUUCAUGUAUAAUGAGGGUUGCGUUGAGAAACUCAGAAUGGGGGUCAAGUCAAAUUCGAAAAUUUUGAUUGCUGUCGGUAUUGGCAUAGCCUUGGUGGAGGUCAUUGGUAUAUUCCUCUCCUGUUGGUUGGCUUGCACCAUAAAAAAAGAGGGAGUGGAUAAAUAAUCCUCAAUAUUUGAUUAAUUGAUGUAUUGAGUGCAUUUAUUUUAAUUUAAUCAUUUUUAUUCAUGGAAUAAUCUGGCUCAAUCCAUGGAUCAUAGCGAUUUCUGUAAAAAUAUCAUUCAGCAUCUUUGUCAUUUCACUACUGAUCAAUAUAGGAACCAAGAAACAACAUGUACUCCUCAACCUGAAAUUAAGUAGAAAAAGAAAACAGCAUCAAGGAUAAGAAUAUAUUGUAUAUCUAAAUAUAAAUGAGAAUUCUUGAAAUUUCAGUCAACAACUUGAUUUCAACAUAUAUCAAAAUAGAAAUUUUGAUUCUCUAAACACUAUACUCAUUUUUGUGAUAUAUCAAGUAAUACUAUAUUUUACAUUUUUCCAUUCAUAAAAUAAAUGUAUCUUACAAG
Coccinella septempunctata (seven-spotted ladybird) is the source of this 1245-nucleotide messenger RNA. Its product is annotated as CD63 antigen-like. NCBI's taxonomy places the organism in Eukaryota, Metazoa, Arthropoda, Insecta, Coleoptera, Coccinellidae. The transcript is spliced from 5 exons. Bases 137 to 847 code for a protein of 236 amino acids. The record is from RefSeq and is a predicted model, not a curated record. Gene Ontology annotation, cellular component: membrane.